This is a messenger RNA of Pristis pectinata (smalltooth sawfish), 2259 nucleotides long. It is a transcript of the gene isy1, whose product is annotated as ISY1 splicing factor homolog. The coding region runs from base 192 to 1043 and encodes 283 amino acids. Gene Ontology annotation, cellular component: post-mRNA release spliceosomal complex; Prp19 complex; catalytic step 2 spliceosome. NCBI's taxonomy places the organism in Eukaryota, Metazoa, Chordata, Chondrichthyes, Rhinopristiformes, Pristidae. The record is from RefSeq and is a predicted model, not a curated record. The transcript has 11 exons. Gene Ontology annotation, biological process: mRNA 3'-splice site recognition; generation of catalytic spliceosome for second transesterification step.
GUGACGCCGCCGGUGGCUCCGCCCCGCCGACUGUCGCCGCGAUCGGCCCCGCUUCCCCUUCGUCGGCGCAAUCAGCAUCGCUGCCUCGUCGUCGACCUUCGACCCUGGUUUCCUGUUGUGCUUCUGCUCGGGUUGCGGCUGCACGUUGGCGUUAAGUGUUUCGUGGGAUCUUCCUGCUGGUAAAUUUCACAAUGGCUCGAAAUGCAGAGAAGGCAAUGACGGCCUUGGCAAGAUUUCGCCAAGCCCAGCUGGAAGAUGGAAAAGUUAAGGAAAGGAGACCAUUCCUUGCAUCAGAGUGCAGUGAUUUGCAUAAGGCAGAGAAAUGGAGGAGACAGAUUAUAAGUGAAAUCUCCAAAAAAGUGGCACAGAUCCAAAAUGCUGGAUUGGGAGAAUUUCGGAUACGAGAUCUGAAUGAUGAAAUCAAUAAGUUGCUACGAGAGAAAGGCCACUGGGAAGUCAGAAUAAAAGAGUUAGGAGGUCCUGAUUAUGGAAAAAUUGGACCGAAAAUGUUGGAUCAUGAGGGGAAAGAAGUUCCAGGCAACAGAGGAUACAAAUAUUUUGGAGCAGCUAAAGAUUUGCCGGGAGUCAGAGAACUAUUUGAAAAAGAGCCACCUGCCCCACCACGGAAAACUCGUGCAGAGCUUAUGAAAGACAUUGAUGCAGACUAUUAUGGUUACAGAGAUGAAGAUGAUGGUGUCCUUUUACCUUUGGAACAAGAACUUGAGAAAAAAGUCAUAGCAGAAGCUGUGCAAAAAUGGAAGGUAGAUAAAGAGGCCCGACUUGCAAGUGAAGGAUUUAAAGAGGAGGAAGAGGAAGAAGUAAAUAUCUAUGCAGUGAAAGAUGAUGAGUCUGAUGAAGACAGUGGAGAACAGAUGGAAGGAGAGGAAGACCAGCAAAAAUUCAUAGCUCACGUUCCUGUACCAUCACAGAAGGAGAUUGAGGAGGCACUUGUACGACGGAAGAAAAUGGAGCUGUUACAGAAAUAUGCUAGUGAAGCUUUAAUGGCUCAAAGUGAAGAUGCUAAAAGACUUCUGGGACUGUAACAAAUUACUUAUUCACAAAGACUUGUUUUAUAAAAUGCCACAAUGUAAAUUUCACAGAAGAAAGAUUGCAGACUACUUUUGACCCUCUUUGUUACAAUACUAAACUUCUGCACAGUGAUCAAAAUAACAUGAUUGUUAACGUCUGAUUCGUUGGUUCUAAGAGAGUCUAGACAACUCUUCCUGUAUAUAACAGACCUUUAUUUCUGAAUGUGAAUUGGCAACUUUUCAUUUCUAAUUUUUAUAGAUUGUUUAAUUAAAAAUAUAUUCUUUCAUACAACAUUGUAGGUCUGAAUUUUGUUUGUUUUCUUUAUGCUCACAAUGUUCAUUCGGUUUUGUUUUGUAUAGUAUCUAUACAUAUUGUAUUUAAGGUAUUGAACAAAAUUUUGUUUUUAAAUGGGGUAGUGUACCUUAAAGCCAAUAAAGUAUUGUUUUUAAACUUUCAAGGAGAAACUUGGGGUUAAAAAUUGUUUAGCUCCAGAUCUGCUGUAAGUUUGGAUAAAUAUAAUUUUGACCGUUGUUUGUAGGGAAUUGUACUUUCCCUUGCUCCUAUAUUUUUUGAGUUUCUGUUCCUAUCCUCAAAUUUACUGUUAUUGAUAAUGUAUAAAUAAUAGUCAAAAACCUGGCCAAAACUAGAACAACACAGAUAAGAAAUACCCAAUCAAUUUUGAAUCCUUUUUUAACAAUUAAUUGUAUAACGAUAGAGAAACUGAAUGGUCUUCAAGAUUUUAAACUAUUUCUCUUAUGGGUAACUGUUCAUAUCAAAUCAACAUAAUGUAAAUAAAGAUUUAUAAAUUAGAGUUAUUAUUUUCAACAAGAUUGCUCUAUUUAUGGCAGGAACACGUUCAUUUUUUUUAAUCGAUUGUUUUAUUAACUAUUAAAUCUCAAUUUUUACAGCUGUUAAAACCAAAUUGCUAGGCCAUUUAUUAUUUUUGCUUAUUCUAUAUUUUGGCACGUUUUUGACUAUUAUUUGCGUCUAAUUAACAACAGUUGCAGAUCUAUAGUCUGUUUCAAUCAGAAUAUUCUUGCAAAAACUUCAGUAACUAAGUAUGUAGUCCUUUUGCAUCUGGAUUCUUCAUUAUCAAAAUUGAAUUGCUUGCAAUUAUUUCUCUUUUGUACUGUUUUGAUGAGAAUUGAACUCCCUUUUGUAAUUGUUGCCUUCUAAACCCUUGAAUGAACUAACUGUAGACUGAGGAAGAAAGGAAGAUUUUACAUUUAG